Rasamsonia emersonii CBS 393.64 is the source of this 1314-nucleotide messenger RNA. Its product is annotated as Salicylate 1-monooxygenase. The transcript is spliced from 6 exons. Gene Ontology annotation, biological process: secondary metabolite biosynthetic process. NCBI's taxonomy places the organism in Eukaryota, Fungi, Ascomycota, Eurotiomycetes, Eurotiales, Trichocomaceae. The record is from RefSeq and is a predicted model, not a curated record. Gene Ontology annotation, molecular function: FAD binding; monooxygenase activity. Bases 1 to 1314 code for a protein of 437 amino acids.
AUGGUCGCUGCAGCUACACACGGUAUACCACCGGCGAAGACGCCGUUAAAGGUCGUCGUGGUGGGAGCAGGCAUUGGAGGGGUGGCGGCCGCUCUCACGCUCGGAUUGCGCGGUCACCGCGUCUUGAUUGUUGAAACGGCGCCGAAGCUCAUGGAAGUAGGAGCCGGCAUCCAAGUCUCUCCGAACAUGUACCGAUUGCUCGAACGCUGGGGCGUUUCUACCAUCCGCGACACAGCCAUCGCGCUGCAACAGAUCGAAGUGCGGCGAUGGCAAGACGGCAGUCUCCUCGUGCGCACGCCCACCAACACCGACUUUGGCGAGUCGUUCACCAUCCACCGUGCGGACCUGCACACGGCCAUCCUCGACCGGGCCCUCGCCCUGGAAAACGUGGAACUGCGCGUGAACUCAACCGUGACAGACAUCCGAUUCGACACGACCGAAGUCGUCCUCGCCGACGGGACGGUCAUCGCAGGCGACGUGGUGAUCGCCGCCGACGGCAUCAAGUCCACCAUCCGGGGCAAACUGCUCAACGACACCACCGUCAAGCCCACGGCCACCGGCGACGCCGCAUACCGCAUUAUCCUGCCGCGGAGCAAGAUGCUCGCGAAUCCGGAGCUGAGGCAGCUCAUCGACCAGCCUAAGGCGACGCGCUGGAUCGGUCCCGGCCGGCACAUCAUCGCCUACCCGGUGCGCAGUCACGAGCUGUAUAACGUCGUCCUCUUGCAUCCGGACCGGGGCACCGUCGACGAGUCGUGGACGACCCGGGGCUCGAAGCAGAAUAUGAUCGAUGACUAUGCCGGAUGGGACGAGAAGGUCCGUCAGAUCGUGGGCAUGGUGGAGGAGGAUGAAGUUCUCGAGUGGAAGCUGUGUCUGUAUCCGCCGCUGAAGACGUGGACGAGAGGGUCGGUGGCCCUUCUGGGCGAUUCGUGCCAUCCAAUGCUGCCGUACGUCGCCCAAGGCGCCGCUCAAGCGGUGGAGGAUGCUGCCGCGCUGGGCAUUCUCCUGUCAGCCAUCUCCUCUCGACAGGAGAUCCCGCUGGCGCUGCAGGCGUACGAACGCUCGCGCAAGCAACGGGCUGAAACCGUCCAGCAGUCAGGCACGCAAAACCGCAUCACACUGCAUCUGCCCGACGGGCCUGAGCAGCGAGCCCGGGACGAGCAAUUCCGCCAGGCGAUGAACGGAGGGGCCAAUCCGGACCGCUGGGUCGACCGCGAGACGCAGAAGUUCCUCUGGGGAUGGGAUGCAGAGGAAGCGGCGGUGAAAGCCUGGAUAGAGCUCGUGGGGAACGAAGCCCAGGUGAAUGCCAGUCUGUAG